Bombus pyrosoma is the source of this 5137-nucleotide messenger RNA. It is a transcript of the gene NAT1, whose product is annotated as eukaryotic translation initiation factor 4 gamma 2. The coding region runs from base 380 to 2983 and encodes 867 amino acids. NCBI's taxonomy places the organism in Eukaryota, Metazoa, Arthropoda, Insecta, Hymenoptera, Apidae. Gene Ontology annotation, molecular function: translation initiation factor activity; protein binding; mRNA binding. The record is from RefSeq and is a predicted model, not a curated record. The transcript is spliced from 7 exons. Gene Ontology annotation, cellular component: eukaryotic translation initiation factor 4F complex.
UAAAAUUAUAAUAUACUUUUUCAGACUGCACACGAUAACUUGUACUCUAAGCAUCCCAAUUGCAUGUGUGUUAAUACAUCAUAUUUUUGCAUCAUUAGGUACAAAAGGCUGCGAUAUUAAUAGUCAAACAUGGAUGGAGUAGCAUGCGUCUUCCUAAAGGAAGAUCUGUGUGCUGUGAUUUAUCACUCAGGGGGCCGAAACACGCGCAACAACGGACAACCCCACAGGACCGGGGGGUGCUUCUCGUGUCUCGGGAGGAAGGUCAGGGUCUAGAAAGUUACCUUGACUGUAACAAUCAUACACGAGCUGCUUCUUUUUACACCCAAUCAAUCUUCUGUGUUCACUGUUAUUUGUAACACACUGAAAUUAAAAAAAUUCGAUGCCUUCCAGGGACGAUAUUCGCUCCCUAUCCGCUGAGCAACGCUGGAUCCCUCCUUCAACUGUUAGACGCGAUGCACUCACCCCAGAAAGCAGAAAUGAUCUCAUCUUUAGAAAGGUGCGGGGUAUUCUUAAUAAGCUUACGCCGGAAAAGUUCGCAAAGCUGAGCAGCGACCUGCUCAACGUUGAGCUUAAUUCUGAUGUGAUUCUCAGAGGUGUUAUUUUUUUGAUCUUCGAAAAAGCACUUGAUGAACCCAAGUACAGUUCUAUGUACGCACAGCUGUGCAAACGGCUGUCUGACGAAGCUGCAAACUUUGAACCACGAAAAGCACUCAUUGAAAGUCAAAAAGGCCAAAGCACAUUCACAGUUCUCCUUCUUAACAAGUGCAAAGACGAAUUUGAAAAUCGUUCAAAGGCAAGUGAGGCAUUCGAAAAUCAGGAUGAACUUGGUCCAGAGGAAGAGGAACGCCGACAGGUGGCUAAGCGCAAAAUGCUUGGUAACAUUAAAUUCAUCGGAGAACUGGGAAAAUUGGGAAUCGUAUCGGAAACGAUUUUACAUCGUUGCAUCCAGCAACUAUUGGAGAAGAAAAGGCGAAGGAGAUCCAGGGGGGAUACUGCCGAGGAUAUCGAAUGCCUUUGUCAAAUCAUGCGUACCUGCGGCCGUAUCCUUGACUCGGAUAAAGGCCGCGGACUUAUGGAUCAAUAUUUCAAUCGUAUGAACUCCUUAGCUGAGAGCAGAGAUCUUCCUUUACGCAUCAAGUUUAUGCUGCGUGAUGUCAUUGAACUACGCCGUGAUGGCUGGGUACCGCGUAAGGCUACCAGCACUGAAGGUCCAAUGCCAAUUAAUCAAAUUCGCAGUGAUAAUGAAGAGUCUUCGAGGGGAAAUGGCUUCCAUAGACGUGAGGAUCGCCUCGGAGCUGAAUUUUUAAGAAAAAUGGGACGUAGCGGAUUAGACAUGGAUAUGAUGGGAAGCAUACCAUUGACUUCUCCAUCGUUCGGCAUGCCAUCCCCAUUCAGCCCUAACGGAUUCUCUGGAUCUUCCGGGGUUACUUAUGGCCGUCACAAUCAACGUAACCAGCCGGGUUACUAUCAGAAUCGUAACCAAAACAACUAUCAAGGAAAACACAAUCAACAACAACAUAAUUCGCCACAAAACUUUAAUAACAAUAGCAAUAAAGAACAAUUACGCUUCAAUAAAAAUAAGAUGUUGAUUGGACAUCCAGAAGAAGUAUCGCUAAGACCAUCGGCUAAUUCUAUGAUGUUUAAACAAACCAACAUCAAUCCCAACCUACCUCUCAACAGUGAUCUGUUCACAGGACGAGCAUCGGAAUUACCUCUUCUACGUACUAGCACAUUAAAACCCAGCUCGCCAUUAUUGCACAAGGAAUUGUCACCAGCAAUCGUAAUAAAACAAGGUCCUGUAGAUAAACGAGAAAAAGCUCGUGAUAGAAAGGACAAAGGAACCUCUAGAGAAGAGAUACUGAAAAAAGUGAACUCCUUGAUGGACGAUCUUGCUUCUCAUACGAAUAUACAGGACGCAAUAACAGCUUUUCAAGAUCUUAAAAUACCUGAACGAUUUUUACGUCAUGCAGUUUAUACGUUAUAUUCUAAUACAUUAGACCGCGGAGAUUCUGAGCGUGAACUCGCAGCUAAACUUGUAGUUGAAUUGGAGAAAGCAGACAUGAUUACCGUACAGCAGAUACAUGAGGGAUGGAAAGAACUAGUGUCCAAUAUUCCAGAAAAAGAGAGUACUGUGCCUUGUGUAGCUUCUCACGUUGCCUUCUUAACAGCCAAGGCUAUUGUGGAUAAUUUAAUUCAAUUAACCGAUCUGGUUGCUGUGACAGAAAACGGUCAGCAUCAUCCAUUGUUUUUACUUACACUUCAGCAGUUACAUAAAAGCCAAGGCAAAGCAAGACUCACACAGAUCUUUAACGAGAGCAAGGUGAAUCUUAUUAGCCAGCUACCUGAAGCAGACAAGACAAAAGAGAGACUUGCGGAGAUCUUGGAGGACAGAGAAUUGACUUUCCUUUAUCCGCUUCUUAAGAUCCAGGGAGAUAUAUGGCGUCAAUUAGAAUAUGACCCAAAUCCUAAUACUCUUUACAAAUGGAUCAAAGAAAAGCUAGAACCUUCGCAUCAUUCUGAUUCAGAGUUUAUUAACGCUUUGAUGAACGUUCUUCUGAAAUACAUUACACAGGAAACAAUACUGGCACCUGGAGUUGAUCCUUCUAGUGUAGGAAAAUCAGUAAUAGAUAAGGAAAAAGCAUUACUGGAAAAAUAUGCACGUUUGAUGCGUUUACUCUUCGUCGAUAUAGAGUCUCAAGUGACAGCUCUCCAUGCACUUCAAGCAUUUUGGUUCUCGCACAAUUUUCCAAAAGGGAUGCUAUUGCGAUGGUUUGAUGGACUUUACCGAUUAGAGGUGAUUGAAGAAGAUGCCUAUUUCAAAUGGAAAGAAUGUGUUACUGAUGCUUAUCCGGGCAAGGGUAAAGCAUUAUUUGAGGUCAACAGUUGGUUAACAUGGUUAGAUAAUGCAUCCACGGAAGAAGAAAGUGAUGAUCAUAACGACGAUGAAGACAACAAUAAGAACUACAGAAUGCAAAAACUGUGAGAACAAUACGUUCUUCCGGUUACCUAUAAUUUGGAAUAGGGUUUUGCUAUCUAUAUUACUGGACCGGGCGGUUUCAGUUUACUAAUUGAGUUGUCUCCAUCUAUUGCCACAAACAUCUUGUUAGUCUGUGUCAAGCCCUCGUUCAAAGAAGAUGAAGAAGACAAAGAAGAAAAGGACUUUACAAUCAUGUCCACAAAAAAAAAACAAUACGGAAAACAUAUAGUUUGCAACCCAUCGAGUGGUUUGCAGCAGACUUUCUAAGGAAGAAGUUUUAGAAUGUUUUAGAUAAUUGAAUAUUGAUAUGAUUUGUUAUCAUAUUGGGCCAGCAGAUGUAUCAACAUUCGCCGCUGUAUGAACAUCGGUGCAGAAAGAAACAAGAAAAAAAUUAGUCUGGUGAUUUGUGUUGUCAAAGUUUUUGUCUAGUAUUGUGCAUGUGUCACGUUUUUGUAAGUCUUUUUGUCCGCGUCACCAGCGAGUCGCUUGUUAUCUCUGUGUACCAGCUUUUACAUUUAUUAUGAGGAAUUAUUAUCUAUUAUUAACUAUUAUAUUAUUAUUACUAUUAUAUAAUUCAUCACAACAGUCGAAAUACAUCUACUUUUCCUAAAGAAACAGAAAAAGAUAUCCAUCAGAAACAGAGGACUGACUCAAUAAUAUAAUAUAUAAAGUGCGACUAAUUAAUUCUCUUUAAAAGGUAAAACAAAAAAAAGAAAAAAAAUUGAAUUGAAUUUGUAGAUCUUCAAAAAACGGGAAAACACUGAGUCAAACUUAUACACACACCAAUCAACCAAACACCAUUUUUGCCCAUGUACCUAUAUUUGCUGCUCCAUUAAUUCUACUCUAAAAUACUAAUCAAAGCAACCAGCAGCCAACAUCACAAUUCACUUUAACGUAACAUAACAUAAAAAGAAUUUAGUGACACGACUAAAUCGUAUUUAAAAAUAAACAUACCUUGGUGUAAUUUAUUACAGAUGGCCCCCUGGUUGUUCUGUCGAUGAACCAACAGCCACCUUACCUUCUUUUCCUGCCUAUAGUCUCUCCUAAUUAGAAUUCUACGCAUCGACAUACAAUAUUUUUUUUUAAUUAAUGCGUAACUUUCAGACACGAUGCCAUAAGUUCGCCUAAAAGAAAGUUAGUGCAAUAUCGCAGCUUCUCAUGAUCGGUGAAAGAAGAAAGCAGAUAUUAUUAAUUUAAAAAUUAAUCCAUCGACUUUCGCUUUCCCAAUAGCACAUUUGAAUCGAAUUAAUUUUGUUAAGCCUUCUUGUACGUAAUUAUUAUUAUACACCAAUUAAUUAAACAUAAGAAUUUGGAUACUUUUUUCUUUUUUUAAUUAUUUAUCGAUAAUAUUCCAGGAUAAUGUACGUAUUAAAAAAAAUUGUUAAUUGCUACGUCGCCCCCUAAUUCUUGUUGCCGUACUGAAGAAUUUGAAUUAAACCAUCUUUUUCCCAUCAUGUAGUAAGUAGUUCGCACCCAGAGUGUCGUCAGUCCAAAUACUUAUGUUGAAUCGAUCAUUGUUAAAUUUAUUUCUUUUUUGAAUACACAUUUAUCGUAGGUACGCAUUAUUCACAAAUUAAUUGAAAACUCGCUCUAGGAAAGUAAAUUCAUUAUUCUCGAUACGUUUAAUUCAAAUCGUGUAUAUCAGAUGUGUAUUCAUUUAUUGUUUUAUUUAAUUCUCAAAAAUAAUGACUUAAUCCUCGCUGCGAUAAAUUAAUACUAAUUUGAAAAUAUUCUUUGUACGUGGAAUAUAUUUAAUAGUGACAUUAGUGUAAUAUUUUAAUGAAUAUUUGUGGUAUAAUUAUGUGUUUUGUUUGUUGCCUUCUUAUUAUGAACAUGAAAAAUAAGAAAAAAUAAUUAUCUACAUAAAUAAUUAGUAAAUGAUUAAUAUCAAUAAGUACUAUUCAAUUUUUCAGCAGCUAUGUAAUAUGCGAUAUUGUACUUCAACUUUAUUAAUUUAUUUUUCUCCACGUAUAUUAAUUAUAAAUUAAUUGAAAAUGAACAAAAAAAAACAAAUAAUGCAACGUACGAAUCAUGUAUAAUAUCGUCAGUAUUAUUUCUCACAUAAUGGACUACAUUAUAAUCGUUUUUAAUUGAUCAUAGACAUUAAACUGAUAAGAAAUCUCUUUUAUCUUUAUCAAUAAAAUUUGUUCCUAGGAUUAU